AGCAAAGAAUGGGAAGCCUCGCCUUACGCUCAACUGUGCCGGGUGGACUUCCUGGGCGCUCUGACCGUUGACUGCAGCGAAGGAGAUGACCGUGAAGUUUUUUUGAGCCAACGGUCGCAUAAAGCAAGAACGCUUCCGCUUCUGCCUGACGAUACGCUUUCUAAUUCUUCUGUCUUCUUCUCUAUCUCCUCCUUCACAGCCAUGAUUGAUUCUGCAAGGUCUUGUUAGAGGAAGAAGGGCAAAUCUUUUAGAGAAGGCAAAAGCAAAGGACCGGAGAGAGGUAGAAGCUGUUUGUCCAUGGGAAAUUUCUGCAGUUUUUCAGAUAAGAAUGUAAGCUCGAGCCCAGCAAACACCGGUUCAGUGCUGUCAUCUAAAGAAAUUAGCACCACCACCACCACCACCACCACUACUGGGAAGUUUUCCACAUUUAGCAACAGUACAUUUGGGCAGUCUACAAGCAGUGGAGCGAGCAUUGAUGAGUCAUUUCCGCAUGGAAAGAUUUUGGAGUCGCCAAAUCUUCAUAUUUUUACAUUUGCAGAACUGAGGAGUGCAACGAAGAAUUUUAAACCAGAGGCAGUUCUUGGGGAAGGAGGAUUUGGAAAGGUGUUCAAGGGAUGGGUUGAUGAAAAAACUUUGAGUCCAGUAAAAAGUGGGCUUGGAAUGGUGGUUGCUGUGAAGAAGCUCAACUCUACAAGCAUGCAAGGUUAUGAAGAGUGGCAGUCUGAAGUUAAUUUUCUGGGAAGGCUCUCGCAUCCUAAUCUUGUCAAACUGUUGGGGUACUGCUGGGAGGACAGGGAGCUUCUCCUGGUUUAUGAGUUCAUGCCAAAAGGGAGCUUGGAAAAUCAUCUUUUCAGAAGAGGGGCUGCUUUUGAUCCUCUCUCAUGGAAUGUUAGGCUAAAGAUAGCCAUUGGUGCUGCUCGAGGCCUUGCUUUUCUACAUUCUUCAGAGAAACAAAUUAUUUAUCGUGAUUUCAAGGCCUCUAAUAUUCUUCUUGACUCGAACUACAACGCAAAACUUUCAGACUUUGGUCUAGCGAAGAAUGGGCCAAUAGGUAGUGAGUCCCAUGUGACUACCAGGGUCAUAGGCACAUAUGGCUAUGCAGCUCCUGAGUAUGUUGCAACCGGUCAUUUGUAUGUAAAGAGUGAUGUGUACGGGUUCGGAGUUGUCUUGUUAGAGAUGCUCUCAGGUCAGCGAGCACUUGACCCAAAUCGACCAGCUGGGCAGCACAGUCUGGUAGAUUGGGCAAAGCCAUAUCUAGCUGACAGAAGGAAGCUAUCGAGAAUGAUGGAUUCCAGGCUUGACGGCAAGUAUCCUUCAAAAGGAGCUCUUCAAGCAGCUCAGCUCACGUACAGAUGCAUUGAAGCCGAACCGAAAAACCGGCCUUCAAUGAAGGAAGUCGUCGAGACUCUGGAGGAGAUUGAAGCCCUCAAAGGCCAUUUGAGGGAAUCGAAGGAAGCCUCUCCUCAGCGCAGGUCUCGCCAACUUGGCCAGGCUCCAACGAACACUCGCUCGCCGCUUGGACUGACGUAAUAGAGCAAUUAUUAGGUGGAGUGCUGAUGGAAGAAUCGUCCUCACAAGCACUGGUACUUAACGGUAUCCAGCGGUACCGAUUGCGGGUACGGUACCCACCAAUGAGGUGAUGUGGCAUAUUUUUAUUGAUCUCCGGACGCACUCCGCGCCUAAUAAUUUCUCGACGUAAUAAGGCAUUAACUUGGGUUGUUGGUGUUGAAGUUCGAAGCUGUGCUGCUUGUCUUUAUAUUAAAAAAUGUAAACUGAACAUGGGUUCAAAUCUUUGUAUGGAGCAUUGAUUCAAUUUUUAUACAUAAAAAGCAUAGAGCAUUCAAUUAAAUGUACUCUGUUUACUUGAAAA
Dendrobium catenatum is the source of this 1870-nucleotide messenger RNA. RefSeq names its product probable serine/threonine-protein kinase PIX13. Gene Ontology annotation, molecular function: ATP binding; protein kinase activity. The transcript has 6 exons. The record is from RefSeq and is a predicted model, not a curated record. Bases 298 to 1530 code for a protein of 410 amino acids. Gene Ontology annotation, biological process: protein phosphorylation. Lineage: Eukaryota; Viridiplantae; Streptophyta; Magnoliopsida; Asparagales; Orchidaceae.